Drosophila sechellia is the source of this 931-nucleotide messenger RNA. RefSeq lists its product as uncharacterized. The record is from RefSeq and is a predicted model, not a curated record. The transcript is spliced from 3 exons. NCBI's taxonomy places the organism in Eukaryota, Metazoa, Arthropoda, Insecta, Diptera, Drosophilidae.
ACACUUGGUCAAAGUAGUCUCUGAACUAGAUCUCCACAGGGUAGUCACCCAUUUCUGUCAUUACAACACAUCUAGCUCGGUCUAGUUCACAAGGUUUGCUACAAUUCCUGGUCUGAAAAUUCAGAUUGAAUAUUGAAUUAUUAAUAUUCUACCAAAAUGGACGGGGAGAAUGUUGAUGAAAUGAACCCCAAUCCGCUGUCGCGAAAACUAAAGUUCUCCGGUAUUUGUAAGCUAACCGAUGAGGAACUGUCGCAUCUCUACAAGCUCGACGAGUUGACAGACGAGGAGCUGGUCUCCUUGGGCCUGGAGAGAGGCUCCCUGAUCGAUGACUAUCGUCUUCUGCACGAGGUUUCGAUGAUGAGGAAAUUGGAGAACGAAGCCGCAAAGCCCCCAAAUCCCCCAGAGCCCCCAAUGCUUGCAAGCCUCUCCGAGUGGGAGUUGCACGAACAGCUACAGCAUAUGGAUUACAUACCCAAGAAGGUAUACAAAUUUGAGUUGCUUAAUAAGUUGGUCAAGGUCAUGAGUAUCGAGAAGGAGUCUGGGACCAUCUUCAGCGAGGAGCAGUUGCGGCUCGACUUGAACUACAUUGAGCUGAACAGCUAUCUGGUUGCGCCUCAGGAACGCUUGGGUCUCCGCCUGGAGUCCUUCUACAAUUACCUGGACAACAUGUUCGUCAGCGGCGAUCGCAACAAAGCCCUCGAAUUGGUGUUGCAUGGCAUCCGCCGUUUGAACAGGCGCCACAAUUCUUAACAUUCGCAAAGAAAAGCACAACAGCUCCCGGUGCAUUAUGAUUGUAACAAAUUUCAGAUAAAUCUUCGCAUUCCCAAAGGCAGUCAAUAGUUCUAGGCACUCGAACAGCACAACCUCACUGUUCACACGUUUAAAAGUUUUAAAAUAGCUGGCUUAAAAUUCCAGUAAAGCACCAAAAUAU